This is a messenger RNA of Hydractinia symbiolongicarpus, 3477 nucleotides long. Its product is annotated as titin homolog. Bases 1 to 3477 code for a protein of 1158 amino acids. The transcript has 6 exons. Lineage: Eukaryota; Metazoa; Cnidaria; Hydrozoa; Anthoathecata; Hydractiniidae. The record is from RefSeq and is a predicted model, not a curated record.
AUGAAGGAGCGCGAGAAUGAAGAAAGGAGGGAUGUUUGUGUUUCUGACGAGAUUGAGCUUAAAUUUCAUGAAAUGGAUUAUAAGGAGAUAAAUAUUGAGAUGAAUACUAGUGAGGGAGAUAAUGGGGAGAAAAAGGUUGCCUCUAUCAAAAUUGAUAAAAUAAAGAGCGGUAUGACAGAAAAUAACGAAGUCAGAGUAGAUAUCCUCACAUCAACUGGGAACAAAGAUGAAGUUGACAGUGAUGCAUCAACAAGUGAGACAGGAUUAAUACAACCAAUUUCGGGAAGUAUCAACAUGCUUGCAGCUCCACAGUCAAACAAUGAUGAAAGUAUUAGUGAAAAUAUUGGAAAAGGAUGUGAAGAAUCUGUAGCAAGUGACAUUUCUACUUCUUUUAAAGAUGAUGAAGGGGAGAUUUGUCCUUCAUCGGAUGAUGACUAUUCGAAUGAAUCGUUUGAAAUUGAAGAUGAUGAAAUAGUCAUUCCAGACAACAGUGCAGAGGAUAAAAUGAUUGACACCAGUCAAUCAAAUGAAAGUAAAAGUACAAGAAAAGAUAAAGAAAUUACAUUAAACAUCAAAAAAGACAAGAUUGAAAAACAUUAUUUACCAGCGAACAAAAUGACUAUUUUUUCUAAAAAUGAUGAUGGCGACAACUGUCCCGUAUCGAAUAAUGACAAUUUGAAUGAAUCGUUUGAAAUUAAGAAAGAUAAAAUGGUCAUUCCAGAAAAUAGCGUAAAAUAUAAAGUGAUUGAAAACUACCAAUCAAGAAAGGGCUAUACAAACCACAACAUCAAACAAAACGACGACAUGUUAUCGUCAUAUGAAGACAGCAACUUUAAAUUGUUAUCAAAUCCAUCAUCGCUGUGUAAAAAGUUAGCACCUCUUUUAACAUCAAAGAAUAGACUGGAAAAACUUUCACCAUCGAAUCAUAAACGAGAUAGCAGUGUGUUUGACCUUCCACCACUACCUGUAACUGGUUCAUCGUCAACUUUGAUAAAGAACAAAAAUUCUGCAAUUCAAGAAUGUCAACCACUUAAUAAAGUUUCAGACCAUGACAAGUCGAUUAAAGAUGAAUUCAAUGAUGCUUCGAAAGGUGGCGAUAUUGAUAUUUUUAUGUCAACAAGCAACCAUGUCGAAGCGGAUGCUAAUUCAUCAAUGAAAAAACAAGAUGAAGGUGACAGUGAUGCAUCAACAAGUGAGACAGGAUUUAUACAACCAAUUGCCGGAAGCCUCAAUAUGUUUGCAGCUCCACAGUCAAAAAAUGAUAAAUUUGAUGAAAGUAUUAAUGAAGAGAUUGGAGAAGAAUGUGAAGAAUCUGUGGCAAGUGACAUUUCUACUUCUUUCAAAGAAGAUGAGAAUGACAUUUGUCCCUUAUCGGAUGAUGACGAUUUGAAUAAAUCAUUUGAAAUUGAAGAUGAUGAAAUGGUCAUUCCAGACAACAGUGUGGAGGAUAAAAAGAUUGACAUCUGUCAAUCAAAUGAAAGAAAACUUACGGUAAACAUCAAAGAAGUCAAAACUGAAAACCAAAGUUCACACGCGAAUGAAAUUUCUACUUCUUCUAAAAAUGAUAAAAGCGACAAAGGUCACUUAUCAAAUGAUGACGAUUUGGAUAAAUCUGUUGAGUGUAAAAAAUAUGAAAUGGUCAUUCCAGACGAUAGUGCAGAUAAUAAAAUGAUAUUUACAUGCCCGCCAAGCCAAAAAGACGAUGAACUAUCGUCCUAUGAAGACAGCAACUUUAAAUUGUUAUCAAAUCCAUCAUCACUGUGUAAAAAGUUAGCACCUCUUCCAACAUUAAAGAAUAAAUUUGGAAAACUUCCACCAUUGAAUCAUAAACGAGAUAGCAGUGUGUUUGACCUUCCACCACUACCUGUAACUGUUUCAUCGUCAUCUUUGAUAAAGAACAAAAAUUCUGCAACUCAAAAAUGUCAACCACUUGAUAAAGUUUCAGACCAUGACAAGUCGAUUAAAGAUGAAUUCAAUGAUGCUUCGAAAGGUUGCGAUAUUGACAUUUUUAUGUCAACAAGCAACCAUGUCGAAGCGGAUGCUAAUUCAUCAAUGGAAAACCAAGAUGAAGUUCACAGUGAUGCAUCAACAAGUGAGACAGGAUUUAUACAACCAAUUGCUGGAAGUCCCAAUAUGUUUGCAGCUCCACAGCCAAAAAAUGAUAAAUUUGAUGAAAGUAUCAGUGAAGAGAUUGGAGAAGAAUGUGAAGAAUCUGUAGCAAGUGACAUUUCUACUUCUUUUAAAGAAGAUGAGAUUGACAUUUGUCCUUCAUCGAAUGAUGACGAUUUGAAUGAAUCGUUUGAAAUUGAAGAUGAUGAAAUGGUCAUUCCAGACAACAGUGCGGAAGAUAAAAAAAUGAUUGUAACAUGCCAGCCAAGCAACGGUAAGACGAUCAGAAACAUCGAAGAAAGAGACGAUGAACUAUCGUCCUAUGAAGAUAGCAACUUUAAAUUGUUAUCAAAUCCAUCAUCACUGUGUAAAAAGUUAGCACCUCUUUCAAUAUCAAAAAAUAGACUGGGAAAACUUCCACCAUUAAAUCAUAAACAAGAUAGCAGUGUGUUUGACCUUCCACCAUUACCUGUAACUGGUUCAUCGUCAUCUUUGAUAAACAAGAAAAAUUCUGCAACUCAAGAAUGUCAACUGCUUGCUGAAAACACAGAUAAUGACAAUUCCACAAAAGAUGAGUUCAAUGAUGCUUCGAAAGGUGGCAAUAUUGAUAUUUUUAUGUCAACAAGCAACGAUGUCGAAGCGGAUGCUAAUUCAUCAAUGGAAAAACAAGAUGAAGUUGACAGUGAUGCAUCAACAAGUGAGACAGGAUUUAUGCAACCAAUUGCUGGAAGCCUCAAUAUGUUUGCAGCUCCACAGUCAAAAAAUGAUAAAUUUGAUGAAAGUAUCAGUGAAGAGAUUGGAGAAGAAUGUGAAGAAUCUGUAGCAAGUGACAUUUCUAGUUCUUCCAAAGAAAAUGAAGUUGACAUUUGUCCCUUAUCGGAUGAUGACGAUUUAAAUAAAUCGUUUGAAAUUGAAGAUGGUGAAAUGGUCAUUCCAGACAACGGUGCAGAUAACAAAAUGAUUUUAACAUGUCAGCCAAGUAAAGGUAAGACGAUCAGAAACAUCGAAGAAAGAGACGAUGAACUAUCGUCCUAUGAAGAUAGCAACUUUAAAUUGUUAUCAAAUCCAUCAUCACUGUGUAAAAAGUUAGCACCUCUUUCAAUAUCAAAGAAUAGACUGGGAAAACUUCCACCAUUAAAUCAUAAACAAGAUAGCAGUGUGUUUGACCUUCCACCAUUACCAGUAACUGAUUCAUCGUCAAUGUUGAUAAACAACAAAGAUUCUGCAACUCAAGAAUGUCAACCGCUUGAUCACGAUGACAGUAACAAUGAUGAUGAUGACGUUAAUUUUGACGACAUUGAUGCGUUGCUGUUGGAUUUAGAUGAAUUUGAUUCGAAACGAGCUAAUAAAGAACCAAGAGCUUAUUGA